GUUCGAAGUCACAUUUGUUCACAGCCUGGAUAACUGCACACCUGACCAGCCCCCGCCAGCCGUGAAUUCGGCUAGCCAGCUGCCAACUCACUCGCCUUACGGCCCGGCCAAUUUUUUGCUAGGACCUCGAAUGCAAAGCUCCAUCAUAGGAGCUUUGGAGCGACAGAUUUUCCCAGCAGAAGACGACGGCGACGACGACAACGUCAAUUGUUUUCUUUCCUUCUUUCAAGCCCCGAAGCACAAAGCAAACCCCGCCUUCUGGAAGUAGAGCCAAACUCCCAAGUCGCGACUACUUGGAAUAAAAGCUCCCAGCGACAAUGGCACCGCGAAUGCCAGCCCGCUGGGCAGCCGCCCUGCCCCAGCAGCUGUUGUCCUCGACGACGACGACGACGACCACUAACAGCCUCCGAGUCCUUAUCACAGAACGCGGCAGCGCCCUGCUCCCCCGAACGGCCAAGCGCGGCGUGCAAUACGGCUGGUCGACGGCGCCGCCCCGAUCCCAACCCACACAGCGAUUCAACCAGGUCUCGUCGGGCCUGCCCGCACCCACCGCCGGACCGGCGGCGGCGCUGAAGCGCAAGGAGGCGACCACUCCCCUGCGGUCGGGCGUCCUCGCCAUCAAGAAGGGCGUGUCGGCCAUGUACGCCGCAGGGCGCCGCACGCCGUGCACGAUCCUGCAGAUGGAGCAGGUCGAGGUGGUCGCCAACAAGACGCGGGCCAAGAACGGCUACUGGGCCGUGCAGCUGGGCACAGGGCUCAAGCGACCGGGCAACGUUACGGCACCCUUGCUGGGAUACUACGAGGCCAAGGGCCUGGCGCCCAAGAGGCACCUGGCCGAGUUCAAGGUCCGCACCGAGGAGGGCCUGCUGCCCGUGGGCGUGCAGCUGCAGCCGGACUGGUUCAAGCUGGGCCAGUUCGUCGACGCGAGGAGUAACUCGAGGGGUAUGGGUUUCGCUGGUGGUAUGAAGAGGCACGGCUUCGCUGGUCAGGGGGCGUCGCACGGUAACUCCAAGAAUCACAGGACGAUUGGUACCACGGGUCCCAGUCAAGGUGGUGGUUCCCGUGUGCACCCGGGCAAGAAGAUGCCGGGACGCAUGGGUGGCGAGCGAGUGACGAUGCAGAACCUCCAGGUGUUGAAGGUUGACAACGAGAUGGGCAUCGUGGUCAUCAAGGGACAUGUGGCCGGCCCCAAGGGAUGUCUGGUCAUGGUCUCGGACGCCAUCAAGAAGGAUCCUCCGGUGAAGACAUUCAUUGAAAAGGCCAGGAGGAUAACGAUGGAGAGAAACCCUGAUGUUGAGCAGAACCUGGAGGCGGCGAGAGUACGACAUUUGGAGUUGAAGGAGAUGCGAAAGGAGGGUACAAUUGGUGGUGCUUUGAUUCAGUAAGGGGCAAAAAUGGUUGUACGAUGAAGAUGACUGCUACAAGAGUUGAGAGCAUU
Molecule: messenger RNA, 1438 nt
Organism: Truncatella angustata
Lineage: Eukaryota; Fungi; Ascomycota; Sordariomycetes; Amphisphaeriales; Sporocadaceae
Product: 50S ribosomal protein l3
Exons: 1
Coding region: 318-1385 (355 amino acids)
Biological process (GO): translation
Cellular component (GO): mitochondrial large ribosomal subunit; ribosome
Molecular function (GO): structural constituent of ribosome
Source: RefSeq, a predicted model, not a curated record